CGUCCGAGUGACUCAGCCCGUGCCAGGAAGGGGGAGUCGGCUCAGCUCUCCAGAGCUCCCGGACAGCAACCGGAUCCCAGCCGGCUCCUGGAACGCUAGGACAGGCCACCGCAGCGAGCAGCCAGGACUACGGGACGGAAGCCUCUCUUCCCGUUCCGCCCCACCUUCCUCCGGACCACAACCACCCCAGCCCAUCUCUGGGACGCGGCCGCGGUGGCUAGAGCGCUGCUGGCGCCGUGGGGGCCAUCCCAGUCCUGGCCCCGACGGCGCCCACAGAACCUGCGACAGCCGUCCGAGGCCGAUGUACCAGGUGAGCGGCCAGCGGUCCUCUCGCUGCGACGCACCCCAUGGAGCCCCCAGCGCAGCCCCGGGCCCAGCCCAGACCCUAUCCCUCCUUCCUGGGCUGGAGGUAGUAACAGGAUCCACUCACCCUGCAGAGGCAGCGCCAGAGGAGGGCUCUCUGGAGGAGGCGGCAACCCCCAUGCCCCAAGGCAAUGGCCCUGGGGUCUCCCAGGCCUUGGACAGCACUGACCUCGAUGUCCCCACAGAAGCUGUGACAUGUCAGCCUCAGGGGAACCCCUUGGGCUGCACCCCACUACUGCCGAAUGGCUCUGGCCACCCCUCAGAGCUAGGCAGCACCAGACAGGCGGGGAAUGGUGCCCUGAGUGGCCCCAAGGCCCAUCGGAAGUUGCAGACACACGCAUCUCUUGCCAGCCAGGGCAGCAAGAAGAGUAAGAGCAGCACCAAAUCCACCGCCUCCCAGAUCCCCCUCCAGGCACAGGAAGGGAGGAAAAAAGACCAUGUAGCAGAACAAAAUGGUGCCGGGGCAGGGCUGCAAGGUGCAAUGGGAGGUCAGAGUAUCGAAACUCCCAGACAGCUGUUGUGCCUGCAACACAAAGAUCUCCGCUGGGCUGCAGGGCAGCCAGCCCCCUCCUCACCAGCCAUCAGACUGCUGUGUCCACUGCAUCCUGUCCUGCCUGUUCUGCGAGUUCCUGACGCUGUGCAACAUUGUCCUGGACUGCGCCACCUGCGGCUCCUGCAGCUCAGAGGACUCGUGCCUCUGCUGCUGCUGCUGCGGCUCCGGCGAGUGUGCUGACUGCGACCUGCCCUGCGACCUGGACUGCGGCAUCCUGGACGCCUGCUGCGAGUCCGCAGACUGCCUGGAGAUCUGCAUGGAGUGCUGUGGGCUCUGCUUCUCCUCCUGAGCCUCUGUCGGGGACCGGGCCAGCCGGGCACCCCUGCAGAUUCCAGCAGGGUCCCCUGAUUGGGGCCAGGCCUAGGACUGUCACACAAGGCUUCUGAAGGCCCCUUGUCUCUGGUCCUCUCUCACCCACCUAUGUCCUCUCAGAACCCCAGCCUUGAAAAUGGUGGGGGCGUGCUCAGAGGGGCUGUUUCAGCUGUGGGUGGUGGGCCCACGGCAGAGAAGCCUGAACUCUUCAGUGGGUUACCAGGGACACACAUCACCAAAGAGCUGGUGGGACAACCUAAGGGCAGGGCUGGGGUGGGGGCUGCAGGGGGCCAGCCAGGGCUACAGAACACUGUGAAAGUUACCUGGGGAGGGUGGGUUGGUGGGGCCGUGGCUCUCUACCUCUCCCUGCUCCUGGCGCCCGCCUCUCUGCACCACCUCGGGCUUAGAGGACAGCAAAUGUGAAAAGAGACGCCCCACCCUCCCUCAGCCAGCCGUCUCCAGUCUCCUAUCCUAGGCUUUUGUGGGGGCCUAACCCAUGCAGUGACCCCAGAAAGCAGGGCUAGGCAAGGCCUUUGGGUAGGGUGGGAGGGGGAACAGUAUGGAAAAGACUGGAAUGGGAAAGGGAGGGAAGGGAGGGAGGGUCUGUUCUAUUUGUUGUUGUAAAUAAAGAUAUUUGUCCGUCUCAG
This is a messenger RNA of Cebus imitator (Panamanian white-faced capuchin), 1875 nucleotides long. RefSeq names its product MyoD family inhibitor (gene MDFI). Lineage: Eukaryota; Metazoa; Chordata; Mammalia; Primates; Cebidae. The record is from RefSeq and is a predicted model, not a curated record. The transcript is spliced from 6 exons. Bases 302 to 1096 code for a protein of 264 amino acids.